Aspergillus melleus is the source of this 921-nucleotide messenger RNA. Its product is annotated as class I SAM-dependent methyltransferase. Bases 1 to 921 code for a protein of 306 amino acids. Lineage: Eukaryota; Fungi; Ascomycota; Eurotiomycetes; Eurotiales; Aspergillaceae. The transcript is spliced from 3 exons. The record is from RefSeq and is a predicted model, not a curated record.
AUGGACCUCACCGAUAUCAAGACAAAAGCUCUCGUGGCAUGGGAAAACCACGCGAAAGCAUGGGACGAACAGAUGGGCGAUGACGGAAAUUCGUAUUUCUCGGCCUUAGAACUGCCUAUUCUCGAGCGGAUGGUUCUGAAAUAUAAGAGCGCCCGUGCACUGGACCUUGCAACGGGGAACGGACUUGUUGCGCGCUGGCUUGCAAGAGAGGGUGCUUCGGUUGUGGCGACAGAUGCAUCCAGACCGAUGCUGGAGCGUGCCAGGGCGAGGACAGAAAGUUGGUACCAGGACGGAAGGUUGAGCAGGGAACAGAAAAUCUCAUUUGAGACUUUGAAUGCUGCGAGUAUGGAUGCUUGGGAGGAGUUUAUAUCCCAAUCUCUAACCCCGGUUAGUAGUCAUGCUGCUGCCGGGACGGGCCUUGUUGACAGGUAUCAGACCGAAAAAUUCGAUAUCAUUACGAUGAACAUGGGAAUCAUGGAUAUCCCUGAUCUAAAACCACUUGCCACUGCUUUGAAGCGCCUCUUAACGCAGGAUGGCUGCUUCGUAGCCACGAUCCUCCAUCCCUUAUUCUUCACCUCCGGUGCAGAUCGCCAGAUCACCUUUCAUGAAAACCCGACGACUGGUCAGCGCGAGAUCACUCGCUCGAUCAUACUAAACAGGUACCUUGACGUUCCACCAGCACGACAACUUCUCUUCUCCGAAGACGAGAACACUCCACCUCCGCUUUCCUUCCAUCGCCCUCUGCAUGAGCUCUUCGCGCCCUUCUUUCAGAAAGGCCUGGUCCUCGACGCACUGGAAGAGACGAAUUUCGAUGAGUCGUUCGUAGACCACAAGCGAGAACACUCGUCAAAGAACUUUCUGCAGUUUCCGAAAAUCCUAGGAUUUAGGAUCAGGCGGACUUCUGUGUCACCUGUUAACUGA